Messenger RNA from Fonsecaea monophora, 2196 nucleotides. RefSeq lists its product as hypothetical. Gene Ontology annotation, biological process: biosynthetic process. The transcript has 4 exons. Lineage: Eukaryota; Fungi; Ascomycota; Eurotiomycetes; Chaetothyriales; Herpotrichiellaceae. Gene Ontology annotation, molecular function: catalytic activity. Bases 1 to 2196 code for a protein of 731 amino acids. The record is from RefSeq and is a predicted model, not a curated record.
AUGGGUCUACCGUGUCCAGGUUACAAGGUCCCUAUAGCCCGCAUUUUCGAGUAUCGACCGCCGUCCGUCCUCCACUUCGAUUGCGAGUUGGACAAAACAAGAUACGAGUACUUCGUCCAAGUUGGGAGUAAGAUUUUGGCGACAUUCCAGCUCAACUCGAUGCCCUUCUGGACACGCCUCGCACCCCAGCUAGGUCUUCGCCAUGCUGCUGUUCGACACGGCUUGACUGCCCUGGGUGCUCUCCAAGCUCCCUUCCACAAUAUCACAUUGGCGGCUGAAAUGCAAGCACAACCACGUCCCGAGAUCUCGGCGCUGGCCAUGUCACAUACGCACAAGGCAAUACGCCUGGUUCGGACUGCCGAUCCCGCAACAUUGCCGACUGAGGUCUCGUUGACCUGCUGUUUGUUGUUUCUGGCGAUGCAGUUCUGGAUUGAGAAGACGUCUUCAGCCACCAUGCACAUUAUGGCGGCGUAUCGUAUCCUGCAAGAGAGGUUUGGCUCCGACGCAUCUUCAUGGGUCGAUUCUCGGGACAUGCCCCGCGAUUUCGCUACUACGUUUAUUCCGUCGCUCAACGAGCUCAUCAACCAUGCCUGCACGUUUUCGGACGACUUUCCCCCGCCUGGGUCAGGUAUCCCGGAAAACUAUCAUCUCGACUAUGACGUGGGUCAGAUAUCCAACAUUUCAGAUGCGAGGAGCGCUCUUGAUGGGGUCGACCGGCUCCUUAAAUGUGUUUUGCGAGCAACCUCAACGCCUGGAACGUCACAAUCCCUCGAAAAGAAGAUUGUUCUGGCAUUCGACUGUCUGGAUCGCAAACUACAGGCACUGCACCACACGAAUGUCCUCUCAGAAGAUGGGUUUGAUUAUGUCCACCUCUGCCUUCACCUCCGGGUGGCCAACGUAAUGUUUUGGACGACUGGACAGCCUGACGAGACAGGGUUUGACGCAUUUCACGUCGACUUUGAGUUCAUCGUGAGCUGGUGCCGGAAAAUCAUACAUCUGGACGCUGCUGGUCCUCGAAGAAAGCAGAGCGUCUUGAGUCCGAGUCUUGGGGUCUUAUCCCCUUUGUUCUUCGUGGCAACUCGGUGUCGAGAAUCGAGGUUGCGUCACGAAGCGCUCAGCCUCCUGCACGAUGCAGGUGUCUUUUCCCCUGAGAAAUUCCAGGGAAACCCCUUGGCCGUCGUUUCCGUGCACGGGAACGCGCUCUCCCAAAAACGCAAGGCGCAGAUCGCAAGGGAGUUCAAGUUCUCCGAGACGGCCUUUUUGCAUGAUGCUCCCGGUCCCGGUCAGCCCCGGCUACUGGAGAUCUUCUCGGAGACUGGGGAGGAGUUGCCUUUUGCCGGUCAUCCUGUUAUCGGAGCAGCAUAUUAUAUAUUCAGCUAUCUCGAGAGAAUGCACUACGGCGGCCCCGCCGAUCGAGACACUCAAAAGCAGACCGCCAUGCUGCUGACGAAGGCCGGCCGUAUACCCAUCUUUUUCAAUCCUUACCGUCAAGUGGCUGCCUGCGCAGUCCCCUUCAACUUCCACAUUCACGCUCAUCGCGUUCCGAUCAACAAUAUCAUCUCCACACAACCGCAUAUUCAAAUCGUCCCGACAAUCGACAAGGAAAGGGACAAGACCUUUCCUCUAGUCUCGAUUGUCAAGGGCAUGUCCUUUGUCCUCGUCGACCUCUCUGACAAUGCCGAGAUUUUUGGCGCCUUGCAGGCAGCCAAGUCGCCAGAGGUGGAGCUGGAUGCUAAGUGGUCACCGAGUUUCGUGGGAUGUAUGUAUUAUAGAGUCCUCGCAAAUUCGGAACAGCCUGGGGAACCAGCUAUCCACAACAUUCAAGCAAGGAUGAUUUCUCACGGCAUUGAGGAUCCGGGGACUGGGAGUGCGUGUUGCGCUCUGGCUUGUUAUCUGGCAUUGGGCAGCCCAGGCCCAGGUACUUCAUCGGAGUCGGAAAAACCUGCGGAGGAGGCAGCGGGCAACGGAAAAGACGAUUCCGAAAUCGCAAAGAAAACAGAGGAACUGAAGCUGGGAGAGGCAAAGACUGAGAGGAAAGUAUUUGGCAUCCAACAGGGAGUAGAAAUGGGGAGGCUGAGCACCAUCGCAGUCGAGGUGGACGUCAAGACCAAUGCACAAGGGAAGAAGAGCAUCGCGAAUGUGAUUCUAUCGGGCAGGGCGAAUUUGCAUCUGAAAGGGGAAAUUCUGGGUUUCUAA